AUGACCAAUCCUCAGCCUGCAAUAGAAGGCGGUGUUUCAGAAGUUGAGAUAAUUUCACAGCAAGUGGAAGAAGAGACCAAAAGCAUUGCUCCUGUACAGCUCGUUAAUUUUGCUUAUCGAGAUCUACCUUUAGCUGCACUCGAUCUGUCUGUGGCUGGGUCCCAGCUUUUGUCAAAUUUGGAUGAGGAGUACCAAAGAGAAGGAUCUAACUGGCUAAAACCGUGCUGUGGGAGACGAGCAGCUGUGUGGCAGGUAUUUUUGCUCAGUGCAAGUCUCAACAGUUUCCUGGUAGCCUGUGUAGUAUUGGUGGUGAUUCUUCUGACUCUGGAACUCCUAAUAGAUAUAAAGCUUCUCCAGUUUUCAAGUGCUUCACAGUUUGCAGGAAUAAUUCACUGGAUCAGCCUAGUCAUCCUGUCUGUUUUCUUUUCAGAGACUAUUUUGAGGAUUGUGGUCCUUGGCAUAUGGGAUUACAUUGAAAACAAAAUAGAGGUAUUUGAUGGUGCUGUCAUAAUCUUGUCCUUGGCACCAAUGGUGGCCUCAACGGUGGCUAAUGGCCCCAGCAGCCCAUGGGAUGCUAUCAGCCUUAUUAUCACACUACGAAUAUGGAGAGUGAAGAGGAUCAUUGAUGCCUAUGUCCUUCCAGUGAAAGUGGAGAUGGAGAUGAUGAUUCAGCAAUACGAGAAGGCAAAGGUUAUUCAAGAUGAGCAGCUGGAAAGACUAACCCAGAUCUGCCAGGAACAAGGGUUUGAAAUCAGGCAGCUGAGGGCCCACCUUGCUCAGCAGGAUUUAGAUCUGGCUGCAGAGAGAGAGGCUGCACUGCAGGUCCCACACGUACUGAACAAGCAGAGCAGCAACAGGUACAAGGUGGUAGCAAUUGAAGAUUCGGAUGAUGAAGCCACUGAGAACAUCACUGAGCUGCGACCUCCACGAGAGGACGACAUGAAUAAUUACAUCAGUCGAUACUACAAUGAGCCUAGCAGUG
Messenger RNA from Pterocles gutturalis (yellow-throated sandgrouse), 982 nucleotides. RefSeq names its product transmembrane protein C15orf27-like. Gene Ontology annotation, biological process: monoatomic ion transport; transmembrane transport. The record is from RefSeq and is a predicted model, not a curated record. The annotation marks the transcript as partial. The transcript is spliced from 9 exons. Gene Ontology annotation, cellular component: plasma membrane. Gene Ontology annotation, molecular function: voltage-gated channel activity; monoatomic ion channel activity. Lineage: Eukaryota; Metazoa; Chordata; Aves; Pterocliformes; Pteroclidae.